AUGAGCAGUGGUGAGAUUGAGAAGAAGGCCGAAGAUGCCUUGGCUGACGAGGUCGCCAAGUUGUCGCUGGGAGAAUCAUCCACUCCUGUGAAAGAAAUCGAGGGUGCUCCAGUGGCAUUAAAAGCGUUGGCCCACUGGAUUCUGAACGAUUGCGAAAAGGUUGUUGUGUUGAGUGGUGCUGGAGUUUCGGUGGCCGCUGGAAUUCCUGAUUUCAGGUCGCCUGGGACGGGGCUGUAUGAUAACUUGCAAAAGUACAACCUCCCCUACCCCGAAGCAGUCUUUGAUGUUGACUUUUACCGAAAGAAUCCCAAACCCUUUUGUUCAUUGGCAAAGGAGAUCUGGCCUGGAAUGAUCCAUUCGCCUACCCUUACCCACUGCUUUAUGAGCAUGCUGGCUUCGAAGGGAAAACUGCUAAGAGUGUACACACAGAAUAUUGACGGGCUGGAAGUGCUUGCCGAGUUGCCACCUGACAAAAUCGUGGAAUGCCACGGGCAUUUCCGCACGGCUGCCUGCAUCGAUUGUGCCAAAUCUGCCGACAUUGACUCUGUGGUACAGUCCAUCACCAAGGAAGGCAAGGCACCCACAUGCGACAAAUGCAAAGGAUAUGUGAAACCCGACAUUGUCUUCUUCGGCGAGGGUCUUCCAAACCGAUUUCACAAACUGCUACGACCUGACCUGCAACAAGCGGACCUUCUGAUCAUUCUAGGAACAAGCCUCCAGGUGGCUCCCGUGAGCAUGAUUCCAGAUCUUGUCAAUCGCAACAUCUGCAAGCGGGUUCUGCUCAAUAGAGAGCUGGUUGGAAAUCUUGAUAUACUGGGCAAAACCAACAAACAGAACAAGAGUACAGCAAGAUAUUCCACAAGGUGA
This is a messenger RNA of Seminavis robusta, 867 nucleotides long. The record is from the annotation of a GenBank genome assembly. Lineage: Eukaryota; Bacillariophyta; Bacillariophyceae; Naviculales; Naviculaceae.